This is a messenger RNA of Austrofundulus limnaeus, 1539 nucleotides long. RefSeq names its product transformer 2 beta homolog (gene tra2b). Bases 64 to 957 code for a protein of 297 amino acids. The record is from RefSeq and is a predicted model, not a curated record. Lineage: Eukaryota; Metazoa; Chordata; Actinopteri; Cyprinodontiformes; Rivulidae. The transcript is spliced from 8 exons. Gene Ontology annotation, molecular function: RNA binding.
UUGUGUUAAACGGAAGUUGUYGGGCGGAGCUUCUGUUCGCGACAGUUGCGACUUCUGAAGGAAAUGGACCGCWGCAAUAAUCAUCCAACUAGAAUAAUCACCAUCUCAAAAAUGAGCGACAAUGACAAAGACCGGGAGUCUCGCUCCUCCUCCAGGAGCGUGAGUCCACGCGGCUCUGGGAAGUCGGCAAGCCGCUCCCCAGAUCAUUCACCUGCCCGUUCAAAGGAUGGCUCCCGACACUCCCGCUCUAAAUCCUGGUCUCGGUCCAGGUCCAGAUCUGGCUCCCACCGCGGCUCACGCAGGCAUUACAGCCGGUCUCGGUCCCGCUCCCGGUCCCAUCACCGUAGGUCUCGCAGCAGAUCCUACAGCGGAGAGCGUCGGCGCAGAAGCCACAGCCACUCGCCCAUGUCCAAUCGCCGCAGACACAUCGGCAAUCGUGCUAAUCCAAAUCCAAACUGCUGCCUGGGAGUGUUCGGCCUGAGCCUGUACACUACAGAGAGGGACCUGAGGGACGUCUUCACUAAAUAUGGACCACUGGCAGAUGUCAACAUCGUGUAUGACCAGCAGUCGAGGCGCUCCAGGGGCUUUGCUUUUGUUUACUUUGAGAACACAGAUGAUGCACAAGAGGCAAAGGAGCGAGCAAACGGCAUGGAGCUGGAUGGUCGUAGAAUCAGGGUGGAUUUCUCCAUCACUAAAAGAGCUCACACCCCGACCCCUGGAAUCUACAUGGGACGACCCACACACGGUGGUGGAGGUGGGGGUGGUCCUGGCGGGCCUCGACGCUAUUCACGCGAUUAUGAUCGUGGGUACGAUCGCGGCUACGACAGAGGAGGCUACGAACGCUAUGAUGACAGAGAAUACUACAAAUCAUACAGACGUCGCUCUCCUUCACCAUAUUACAGAGGCGCGUACCGGUCUCGGUCAAGAUCUCGAUCUUAUUCCCCUCGUCGAUAUUGAGUCGUUCCAGUGAGCAAAAUUAUCCUCUCUUCAUAUGGACAAACAAGAGUUAUAUUUUUUACUUUAUUCUAGAUGUUUUUUCUUUAAAGGGAUGUUUGUUUUGUUUAGGAUGGAGUUGCAUGACUUAUAUUCUGUUUAGUAAUUUAAGGAGAAAACAGCUGCAGUGUGUGCUAAGCCUUGACAGGUUGACUAGUAAAGCAUAUUCUUACAACCAAAAGUCUGAAUUUAUGUUAGAAUAUUUAAACCCAUUUCUAACUAUAAAAUAAUUUUUGACAUUUGAAGAACGUAGAAUAAGCUUUAUUUACAUUGUGCCAGUAACAGAUUUCUUACUGAAUAUCUUCUAAAACACAGCACUCGAGACAUCCUGUUAAGACGUUCUCCAAAUUUCAGUUCGAUUAUAUACAUAUUUGGUGAAAGUAGGGUGAUAUUUGUGAAGGAUUGUUCUUAUCAUUUUAAAUUGUACACGUGCAUCAAGAUUCAUUGUUGUAAAUGUGUUAAUUUAUGGGCUUUGUUGUACAAAAACUGAGUAACAAGUCAACUUUGAACAAAUUAAAAAAGGCUUGCCUUUUUUUUUCUCACCUU